UUAACAGGUUUCUACCAGGAGCCCAAUGAUCCAUAGAGGUCUCCUCCUCUCCAACACAUUAAAACCACUAAACACACUGAAUAAAGCAGUUCCACCUUAACAAUCACUGCUUCUCCCACGCUGUUGGACAGACAAAGGACGUCCCGGAGGGGCUGCGAGCCGAGCUGCUGCUAACGUUAGCUCAGCUUGUUUCUCUGAUAACUUAAGAUCCAGACGUCCGAUGACUAAAAUCCUUCAUCCGGUUCAAAUCUAGAGUUAAAAAGCACCAAGAUCUAAACAGUGGAUGGUAACAAUGUGGCUUCACACUGGAUCAACAGUCAAUGUAUGACAGCUUCUGGCAGACAACCACAACGCUGACGCAGGCACAAAGGGGAUAUGACGCCAUCGAGGUACGUUGAUGAAAACUUUGAUUGAUGAAUGAAACUUGAUAAUAAAGAAAAACUUCAUUUUAAGUCAAAAUUACGAGAUAAGUUGCAAUGAGACAAUUAGGAGAUAAUUAUUAUAAUUAUGACUUUGUGCACAUAAUGAAGGAAGAGUGUUUACUGGUUUUGGAGAGCAGUGGAGCUCUACAGAGGAAGAAGAUCUGAGGCUGUGUGUGUGUGUGUGUGUGUGUGUGUGUGUGUGUGUGUGUGUGUGUGUGUGUGUGUGUGUGUGUGUGUGUGUCUGUGUGUGUGUGUGUGUGUGUGUGUGUGUGUGUGUGUGUGUGUGUGUCUGCUGUGUGUGUGUGUGUGUGUGUGUGUGUGUGUGUGUCUGUGUGUGUCUGCUGUGUGUGUGUGUGUGUGUCUGUGUGUGUGUGUCUGUGUGUGUGUGUGUGUGUGUGUGUGUGUGUGUGUGUGUCUGCUGUGUGUGUGUGUGUGUGUGUGUGUGUCGGUCCGUCCUCUGGCUCCUCCCUCCUGUCGAUGUCACUCAGAGGCAGGACUCCCCAUCAGAGCUCACACUGUUUCACACCGAGCUCACCGAGGACCAAAACUUCUCUCUCUCUGUUUGAUGUUUGGGACUCUUCGGCGGAGACAUGAGACUGAAGAUCAGCUACUGACAUCACAGACAGACAGACAGACAGACAUGGACAAACAGAAAGUGCUGGCCAAGCUGAUCUGGGACCUGCAGUCCUUCCUGUCUGUUCUGGACUCAGAGAACUUGAGUUACAUCGCUCAGGCUCAGAAGAAAUCCAUCUCAGAGCUGCUGUCCAAACUGCAAACAAACGACACUCCUGUGGAAGAUGCUGAGUACAUGAUCAUGAGCUGUCCAUCACUGUCUCCUAGCAACGAGCAGAUAGACUCACCUGGGACAGAAGGUGUCCGGUCCUCUGAGCUGGUCUUAAAGCGGGACUCAUUGGUGUGGCUGAGGAACGGGGGCCCCAUAGUGCCGCCGCCCCUCCCUCCAGGAGGCCUCGGAGGUGAUGAUGAAGAUACGUACGAGGAGGCAGAACCUUACGUCGCUGACACAACCACAUCCAACACUGAGAAGGCGGAGUCCGACAGCAGUCACUACGAGUCGUACGGGGAUGAAGAUGAUGAUGAUGAUGAGCCGGUGAAGGACAGAGCUCACUACAUCCAGUGGAGCGCCUCCCAGCCCUGCCUGAGGCCCGUCCCCGAGUCCCGGCUCUGCGGCUACCUGUGGAGGAGGAAGUGGCUCGGACAGUGGACCAAACAGCUGUUCAUCAUCAGGAACGACGUGCUGCUGUGUUAUAAGUGCGCUCAGGACCUGCUGCCUCAGCUGGAGUUGAGCCUGCGCGGCUGUCAGCUCGUCUACAAGUCAAAGUGCAACAGGAAGAUCCAGCACCAGCUCAAACUGGUGCCACUGGGCUCCGAGACGCUGGUUCUGGGAUACGGCAGCUUCCAGCAGGCUGACGAGUGGAAGAAGGUCAUAGAGGAAGUGAGUGUUGGAGGUGAAAUGGAGACUCAGAGCUCGCUGUCUCUGAUCCGAUCAGACCAGCUGCUGUCCUGCAGGUCCAGUACAGUCCAGACUGACUCUGAGGAGGAGAAACCUUCAGCUCCCUGCAGCUUCAACAAAGACAAAGGUAACAAAGGUUUCCUGAGCGUGCUGAUGAACUGUCAGUGGCAGAGUCUGCUGUGUCAGGUGGAGGCCGGUCUGCUCAACAUGUUCGGAGAGGAGGAGCAUGAGGAGGAGGAGGAGGAGGAGGAGGAGGGCGGGGAGGUGAAGAGGGAGCGCUCACCUCAGUACACCGUCCAGCUCAGAGGAUGCGAGGUCAGAGCCGGACCCGACACCGACCACUCCUACAGGAUCACACUGAGCACGCUCGGUGACCAGGUGGCUGUACUGGAGGUGAGCAGUUCGGAUGAAAAGGAGCGAUGGUUGAAGCUGCUGCAGGACGGAGCCAAUCACAGUCACCAUGGCAACAACACUCAGGAGCACACAGGUGGAGCUCUCAGUGGGCUGCAGAUUCGAAAGUUUCCCACCUCCAACACCUACAUGGACGACCCCUUCCAUCUGAAUGUAACAGGCCGAGACCAGCCCAUCUACUCCAACACCUCCAUACUGGAGCACAUGUUCCAGGGCUCUCAGGAUUCAGUUCACUGCAGCUCGGUGUCGUCCAGAGACUCAAUGACCUACAGUAACACCAUCUUCACCACACACAACAGGAAGUCGGUGGAAGUGGAGCGUGGCGUUCAGAAGCUGGAGCUGACCGGGAAGAGGACGGUGCAGCUGAGGGCGGGGUCAGAGACCAACCUGGCGUCUGCUGGGAAGCAAAACAAACGCACCUUUAGACAGUCGCUGGCCGUCUGCACUGAGCGUGCUCAGGCGGGCUUCCUGAACCCUCUGCUGCGACGGACGGCCUCGGCUAAAAACACUCUGAGACGAGCUCCUUCGGCGCUGUUCAUCGAACAUGGAAAGGUUUUCCAGAAGAGGAAGGAGUGGGAAACCAAAGCUGCUGCUUGACACCGGCCGUCCAAUCAUCACCUCCCGUCUGCAGACUCCAGCGAGUUGUUGUUUCUAACUCCAGACACAAAGUUUAACACAUUCAGUGUGAAUAACAAAGAUUCAGCCUUUAUUCUCUUCAGGAAGCUUUAAAUUUACUAAACACUCGUGAUCUAAAACAAAAUGUACGAUUGUAAAUGAACCAACAUGUGAACAUAUCAGUAAAUGCAGACUUAAUGUUUCUUUAAAUGUUUCUUAUAUCUUUAAACCAGCUUCAAAAUGUGGUUGUCUUUUCAACAUGCAUUAGCUUAGCACCUAGCAUAUCUAAGUAGAGGGAAGGAGGAAGUUGACCGACGCCUGCUCAACUGUGAUUGGAGCAGAGAGCAAAAGGGGGCGGGGCUUAGGACAGGUUUAAAUUGUACUUUAGUACAGUAUUUGAGUAAAAGUACUUUUCACCACUGGUUUCUAACAGUAUCUGUUCUCUUGUUAUUAUAAAGAUAUCAUUGAUGGUUUAUGAUGGUCACUCAUUUGUAUCUUUUUUAUAAUUACUGUAUUUUAUAAUAAACUCAGGAGAAUGUUUCUUUGUUGAUGUUAAACUAAACACUGAUCUGUAAAAAGAUAAUAUUAAAAACUGAAUUUUA
Molecule: messenger RNA, 3521 nt
Organism: Dicentrarchus labrax (European seabass)
Lineage: Eukaryota; Metazoa; Chordata; Actinopteri; Moronidae
Product: actin filament-associated protein 1-like 2
Exons: 15
Coding region: 988-2901 (637 amino acids)
Biological process (GO): regulation of interleukin-6 production; positive regulation of epidermal growth factor receptor signaling pathway; positive regulation of interleukin-8 production
Cellular component (GO): cytosol
Molecular function (GO): SH3 domain binding; SH2 domain binding
Source: RefSeq, a predicted model, not a curated record